This is a messenger RNA of Polyodon spathula (Mississippi paddlefish), 5951 nucleotides long. RefSeq names its product protein FAM219A-like. The transcript is spliced from 7 exons. Lineage: Eukaryota; Metazoa; Chordata; Actinopteri; Acipenseriformes; Polyodontidae. The coding region runs from base 1 to 675 and encodes 224 amino acids. The record is from RefSeq and is a predicted model, not a curated record.
AUGGAUGACAAUGCUUUUGUGAUGCAUCCCAUCUCUGAUGAAAACAUUGUGACUGAGAUCAGGGAUCAAUUUGAAGUGAACCCCAAAAACGGUGCAGAGGUGGACUCUGGUGAUGACGAGUGUGACCAGCAGGACAAAGCACCCCGAAUUCACAGCCUGAGACCGGGACGCAAACUCGGACACUCAGCCUCUUCCGUCUCUGAGGGUGAUUCAGACACACGAGAGGGGGAGACCGUGGCCAUAAAUUACAAGCCCUCCCCACUGCAGAUGAAAAUAGAGAAACAGAGAGAGCUGGCCAGAAAGGGGUCCCUGAAGAAUGGAAACGUGGGAAGCCCAGUCAAUCAGCAGCCCAAGAAGAACAACGUCAUGGCCAGAACACGGCUGGUCGUGCCAAACAAAGGCUACUCGUCGCUUGACCAGAGUCCUGACGAGAAGCCGCUGGUGGCCCUGGACACAGACAGUGAUGAUGACUUCGACAUGUCCAGAUAUUCUUCGUCAGGAUACUCCUCCGCUGAGCAGAUUAACCAAGAUUUGAACAUCCAGCUGCUGAAGGACGGCUACCGUUUAGACGAGAUCCCUGACGAUGAGGACCUCGAUCUCAUCCCCCCCAAGUCUGUGAACCCCACCUGCAUGUGCUGCCAGGCCACCUCCUCCACUGCCUGCCAGAUCCAGUAACCCUCCACCUGAGAGCAGGGGAAGGCUGCAGUGAGUGCACUCUGCCACCGUGCGGCGACAGAGAGCAGGCAGCUCCCACCACUGCUGCACACUUGUAAAAAAAAACCAAACAAACAAAAACAAACUAACAGCCAUUGCUUCCUCCUAUGGUAGGACAUGUACUUAUCUGUGUUUAUAGAGCAGGAGGAACCUAACCUAGAGCCGGUGGCCCAUCCACAACAACACAAAAUAGUUCCGAAGAAAAGGCUUGUUUAUAGUAGGAAUGAUGGUUAGCUAGAGUGGCCUGAUGCUCUGCACCUCCUCCUAGUUCACGUGAAUGAGGUUUAGAAACACUGUUAGAUCAUCUCCCCUUUCCACACCAUCUUUGGAAACUAGUGUCCAAAUGUUUCCACUCAUGCAUUUGGUGAGAAAUGUAUAUAUUCAUGCUUUUGUUUCUGCUUUAGAGCAUAAGAAAGUUUACAAACGAGAGGAGGCCAUUUGGCCCAUCUUGCUUGUUUGGUUGUUGGUAGCUUACAGAGUUUUUGGGGGUUUUUUUACGCUCAACCUGAGCAGUUUACAUCAAAUGAGAACCAGUUAUUUAAAAACUUGAACCCGAAAAUGAAAUGAUGCAAAAAUGUCAGCAAAGUGUCAACAAUGUGAAAAAUGACAGAAUGUCAGUGUGAGCGUUCAGCAUGGAAACAAAAAUGCUCUUAAUGGACAAUAUAUCAAACAAGGGUGAAAAUAUCAAUGGUACACUAACCGAUCUUCUGAAGAGUAGGAAUGAUAAGGAUCUCACAAUGCAGAUUAAUUUAAAUAGAAUGUGAAAUACUAGCACUCUUACUGUAAAAUACAUAGUGCAAGUCUGAUGUAGCUCAAUAAGUUUCACAGGACUGGAGUGAGUGCCCUGGAAUGCAGGGGGAGGGGUGGGAGUGUCCUCAUUUGAGCAGCUGUUUUCCUGUCCCUAGAUCUCAUGGCAUUGGGGUGGUUGGGUACAGAAGCCUAGUCCUUGAUAGACAUACGAGUGGAUAAUCUCUACAGCGGCAGUCUGGUGGCGGUUCCUCCUUGCUUUUUGCUUUUUGCUUUUUGCUUUUUGCUUUGUGUCCAUGUUUUGCAAACAAAGUGAAUUGCAUCUGUGAUUGAGCAUGAGCGCAGUGAGGGGAUAGGGGAAGGGAGAGUGUGAACGAGGAUGAGAGCGCUGCACCACACAGCACAACAGCGUCUCCCUCAGUCCACAAGAAACUGAAGCUGGAGCCCAGUCGGGAGACAGAACCCUCCACUGCAGCCCCUAAAACUCAGUUCACCAAGCCUUCUAAUUCACCCCUUCUAAAAGUUUACCAUUGUGAAAGCACAGCAAUGUGUAAUGAAGCACAGUGAAAGUAUGGUAAAGCACAUGUAAGCAAUGUAAAGCUCCGAGGAGUAUGGUAAAACAUAUUAAAACAUGGCCAACUGGUAAAUUCAUAGUAUAACUAGAGGAAAAGCAUGGGGAAAAUUACUGUGCAAAUGUACCGUGGUAGACUUUUACAAGGGACCCCCCGCGCAACCAUGGUCGUUAUUAUAUAUCCUUGUGCAUGUCCAGCGAGAGGGAAAGGAACAUUGUGUAAUCCAGUGAGCACCACAGGUUGUGUCUCCAAUGAAGUGGAUUACAUCCCCUUUGCAGUGCUGUAUCCCAUGUGCAGCAGCUUACUGUGCCGCACAGCUUGGUGCCCUGCUGUAUUCCUGUGUUUUAUGGCUCUGUUCAGUCAAACUUCCACACUUGGAAGGGAAAUGCCCCACUACUAGUUUUCUAAUAGCACACUGUACUUGCAGUUGUACUGAGGCAACCCGCUUCCCAGGAGGUUGAAGUUGAUUCAGUGCAGCCUCGUGUCUUCUCUUUUGUGUGAGUUAAAAAACAUUUAUUUCUCCCCUUGUAUGAUGAACUCUACACACAGAAUGAACUACCAGUCUCUAUGUUGCUCGGGUCAGGAGUUAACAAUUUCUUUCCCAGAUGUAGACUUUUUUUGGCGUCAAAGUAGUAUCCCUCCUCUAUAAAACCUCCCACAUCUUUUAGUGUUGUUGUCCUAAUUUCUCCUGCGUAGCUUGGGUCCGGACUUAGUAGUUUGCGCUUCAUUCAUUUGAAAAAAUAAAAAAAUUAAGUAUAUCGUAUUUUCCCCCCUUUUGUUCUCAUUCUACAGUGUGUUGUACACAUGCCUUCUGUUUGUGCACAGUGUGGUUCCCCUCUUUCACCUUCACCUGUUAGAAAUGUAUGUCUCGUGUGUUGACAUGUUGAACUCACCGACACAGAAAGGAAGGGCUCUUUCGUCCCUAGCUCUAGAUCGGAAGUAAUAACUUUUCAUCCUCCACAACAAAAAGACCAAGCAGUUCCAGGGAGAAAUAAGACGCCUUGUCUCCUCAAGGAAAAGAACUGCAGAGUCCAAACACCUCUGUGACAGCGUGGAGAAAGAUGUGCUUCCGAAACCGUUACUGAAAUUCCAGCAAUGAUCAUCUCCUGCACAGGUAACGAUGCCAGCAGUAACCAAGGGUUUUUUUUUUCAGAGUUUGAGGGUUCAAGGCAGGCUCUGCCUCCCCAGCAUGCAGACCGGGUGGCGGUUUCUGAUACCAUAAUAGCAUGGAGUGCACGGGAGCAGGAUUACUGUGCAGACACACACAGCCUGGGAGACGAUGAUGUCAUGGACUCCGGCCUGGAUGAAGACGCUUCAGUGGCUGGAGACAGUACUGAACCUGUGUAUACAAAUGCAGAGGCAGUUUUAAAAAAGGAUUUCAUCGUCCCUCAACAUUACUACCCAGACAGGUACUGAAGAGGACGAUUUCCUAAGCAUCAUUGAUGCAAAGGAUAGGAAAGCCUUUGAAGGUUUCCUCUUCCAUGAGGCAGUCUGGAGGCCCGUUGAGGCUUUUCUGGUUAAACCAGCUUUUGCUGCACCACAUAUUCCCAGAGUAGACAAGUUCUACAGGAUGCCAGUAAAUCAUAAAGAUCAUAUGUUUAAAAUUGCAGAGGGUAGACACCAUUAUGGCAAUACCUGCCACAGGUACGUCAUACAGAUCUGUUCUAGAUCGGGGAGAUGGAAAGGUUGAUACCUUCUUGAGAAGAGGAUACUCCACCUCCACUUGCAGCAUGCGUAACAACAACUACCAAAUACAUGCUGCAAAAUACCAGCACAAGAUGUGGAGCGAGCUGUCUGCUUCCUUACAGACUCCUACCCUGGAGAACAUGGAACUGGUCAUGCAGAUUGCAUAAGAGGGAAAAAAUGUUGCAAAAAUCCAGUUACAGGCAGCAUGCAAUAGCAUGGAUACCAUUGCUAGGGCUGUGCUGUAUCUGCAGGACGGUGCCUACAUAUGAUAACACAUUUUCAUCACAACUGCCAGUAGGGGGAGAGUGUCGCAUUUUAUAACAAAUUAGUAGAAAAUAACAUCAAACACCUGGGUCCUGGGGAUAGUACAACAUGGAUACAAAAUAUAAUUCUAAUGUCAACCACCAUCAACAGGUAUCAUCCAUACACUAAUAGAAUGAUCAUGUCCAGAGGGAGUCUUUUUACAGGAAGAGGUAGAAUCCAUGCUCGUUUCCCUUGCCAUAGAACAGGUCCCUUCAUCUUCUUAAGGGCAGGGUCACUACUCCACGUACUUCUUAAUUCACAAAAAGAAGAGGAAGUUCAGACCCAUUCUAGACCUCAGAGGUCUGAACAAAUACAUUUGCAUGGAAAAGUUCAAAAUGGUGUCAGUGGCCACUGUCAUAAAAGCAGUUCAACCAGGGGACUGUCUGGAUUCUAUAGACCUGAAGGAUGCGUACUUCCAUAUACCCAUUCUUCAUCUUUUCCAAGACCUGGGUCUGCUGGUAAACCGGGAAAAAUCACUGCUCAGCCCAACACAGUCGUUAAACUUCCAAGGGGCAGAAUUCAAUACAGUAUCAGGAAGAGUGGAUCUCACGGAAGAGAAGGUGAACACCAUUUGUCAAAAAGCAAGUCUAUUGGCAUAGGAGCCAAGCUAACAGCAAGGGGCUUUCAGUAAUUUUUGGGGCACAUAGCAUCAUCAGUUUAUCUGGUAUGAGAUGAAAGGCUACACAUGAGGCACGCAGAGGUGUCUCCUUUCAUCAUUGAGCCCAACCCUUCCAAAUUCCCACCGCCUAAAGUGGAAACAAGUUUGCAUAUUAACCAGGUCAUAACUUUCCAUGAUUUUUACCCAAAACCACGUCAAUCAGAAGAGGAGACUAGGCACCACGUAAUUAGUGUAUGGAGAGCGCUGAAUUCUACAUUCACAGAACCUGCAAUAAGAGCAUCAGCACAGAUUUUUGUUUAAUUCACAAACUCGGGGCAAACCUGUGUCAAAACAGACCAUUUCUAGGGGGAUUACAUCUCGUAUCGAGUUUUAUAAACUUGAUAAAAUAAAAACCUGUACCAGGACCUAUCAAAGCCCACUCAGUAAGAGGAGUGGCUACCACUUGGGCAAGAUUAAAAUCCAUCCCAGUCCAGGACCUGAUAUCUCUUUCGAGACAUUUCUAAAACAUUACAAUUUAAAUGUGUCUUGCUCUCAGCCCACCUUUACUCACUCUGUGUUGUCUGUGACUUAUUUCACUAACAUUUGACCUACCACCCUUUAUCUACUGCCUUUGGUAGAGUCCACUCUGUGUGAAGUUCAUCAUAGGAGGUAAGAAGACAAAGAUUACCUGCAUUAUGGUUUCUUUGUAGGAUGAUGAACUCCACACACCUAUAUCCCACACUCCUUACCCCAUUUUUUGACUUAUGUUUUUUUAUUUUUUAAUUGGGACAAUAACACUAAAGGAUGUGGGAGGUUUUAUAGAGGAGGGAUACUACUAUGGUGCCAAAACAAGUUUAUAUCAAGGAUCUCUGGGAAAGAGAUCGUUUGGUUUAACUCCUGACCCGAGCAACAUGGAGACUGGGAGUUCACUCUGUGGGGAGUUCAUCAUUCUACAAAGAAACCAUAUUACAGGUAAUCUUCGUCUUUUUACAUAAACUGCUGCAUUAGGGUUAUUGAUAAUUAAAAAUAAUAUACGGUAUUGCAAAUUGGAUAUAACACACUGCUUAGGAGACUGAACAUGUGGUACACAUAGGGGUCGCUUCUGUGUAAGUCAGUGAUGUUUUGUAUAACAUGAGAAAUGCAUUGUGCUGGAGACCCGACACACUGCAGUGCAUUGUACAUAGCCAGCCAAUUGCAAACAAAAGCAUAACCAAGCAUUAGUUUUGAAGAGCAAUAGGAGUUUAGUUUGAUAGGACUGCUGCUCCCAGCAGUGAACCUGUAGGAAACAGAAACAAUGUUAAAGGUGCUGUAUCCACUUUAAAAAAAAAAGG